AUGACAGGACUCAGUAGUGGGCUUUCUUCUCAAGACGCCAUCAUAGAUCUACUAAGUUCAAUUGAACAGAGUCACCAAGACAACAAAUCGACAUUAAAGGUAUUUGUUGACAUUACAAAAGCCUAUGGUAAUGUUGAUCCAGAUGGUGUUGUUGAAAGGUUGACAGCCAUCGGCAUCACGGGUAAAGUUCAGGAGUUUCUACGAGGCAUCCUCACCAACCGAACGCUCAAAGUAUGUUACCUUCAGAACGCUCAUUGUGUACGGUCCGAUAAUCGCUUUUUACUGCUAUUCCCUCGCCCACAUGAAUUCGAUCACGGUAUUUGUUGUUUUGUUGACCUGUGCUCUCAGCUGGUGUAUUGCAUCAAUAGCCUUCUCCUUAGUGGAGACGUUGAAACGAAUCCAGGACCACCAAAAAAAGACAACAAAAAAACAAAACAAGAUAACGUAGUUUCGGUUACAGAGGACUCGAGGGCUGCUAAUUCGGGUGAGAGCGAUAAUGACGGAAGAGAUAUCGAGAGACAACCCACAGUUUCGGAUAUGUUUGCUGAAUUGCUGGCUGGCCAGAAAAAGAUGGCUCAGGACAUAGCUGAAAUCAAAUUAUUCCAACAGUCAGUUAACUCCCGAUUUGACGCUCUUGAAGCACGAGUGGCUGCCCUCGAGUCGCCUUCUGCCACGCCAAGUGUCCCUUGUACAUCUUGUGACAAUCUGCUUAUAGAGCUUAAGUCAUUGUCUGGUGCGGUAGACAGACUCGUCGCGAGGAAUGACGACAUGGAAAACCGUUCGCGCAGAAAUAAUCUAAUCUUAUAUGGCCUCACCGAAAGCGCAGACGAAACUAGUGAGUCAUUACUCUCUAACGUAUCAAAAAUAUUCUCGGAUAAACUGAUUAUUGACUGCCCACGUAUUGAAAGGUGCCAUAGAAUAGGUCGAAAACACGACGAUCGUUCACGUCCUGUCAUUAUGAAACUCCUUGAUUUUCGCGAAAAAAUGGAAGUAUUGAAAAAUUCUUUCAAGCUUAAGGGUUCAGAUAUUCGUAUAUCGGAAGACUUCUCUGUUCAUGUCCGUUCUGUUCGAAAGAAAAUAUGGGAUGCGACGGCCUCUUUCCGUGACAGUGGCUCCUCCGUUCGCCUUCGAUAUGAUCAUGUGUUCAUCAAUAAUGAGCGAUAUAAUUGGGAUGUUAAAACUAAUACUCUGGUUAAGUGUUCCGACUACUUCGCCCAGUCUACUACCACCGCCCCAUCUACUGGUGGUCGUUGA
Messenger RNA from Ixodes scapularis (black-legged tick), 1254 nucleotides. RefSeq lists its product as uncharacterized. The record is from RefSeq and is a predicted model, not a curated record. Gene Ontology annotation, biological process: retrotransposition. NCBI's taxonomy places the organism in Eukaryota, Metazoa, Arthropoda, Arachnida, Ixodida, Ixodidae. Gene Ontology annotation, molecular function: single-stranded RNA binding. The transcript is spliced from 2 exons. The coding region runs from base 1 to 1254 and encodes 417 amino acids. Gene Ontology annotation, cellular component: ribonucleoprotein complex.